Molecule: messenger RNA, 7865 nt
Organism: Rhagoletis zephyria (snowberry fruit fly)
Lineage: Eukaryota; Metazoa; Arthropoda; Insecta; Diptera; Tephritidae
Product: transcriptional regulator ATRX-like
Cellular component (GO): nucleus
Molecular function (GO): ATP binding; ATP hydrolysis activity
Source: RefSeq, a predicted model, not a curated record
CGGUACACGAUGAAAACAUUUGUUUGUCGAUGGUAGGAAAAAAUUUAUUUCGCUCUUGUAAGUCUAUUUUUUCAUUAUUAAAUCUCUGAAAAGCCGAGUGGAGAACUAUGCUUUUACUGGUAUUAUCGAAUGAUAUAUAUUAAACAAAAAAAAAAAAAAUAUGUCGAGAGAUAUCGAUCAGGAAGUUUCGGACACUUUAUGCACUCUUUUGAGUUUUGAUGAGGAUAAUUUCCUCAGUCAGGAGGAAGUAGAGGAGAACUUAAGGAACUGUCCAAAUAUUGAGCAUGUCAACUAUCGUAGUGCCAAUAGCCCUGGGGCAAAUGUUAAAGAUUGCCCUGACUCGGAUGUUAAAAAAGAUGACUGCCAAGAUCAAAAUGAAGAUACUAAUGUGAGUCAGGAUAUUGUCCAGGAUCAAGGGAGCCCAGCUAUUGAAGGUCAAAAUACUGCGGCUAAUGAUACUGGAGAUGUAAUCGAUCCCAAAACAGUUUUGCAUGCCCAAACUGCCGACGAAGAAGAAGACACAGAGAGCAAGUUAUUUAAGCAACCCUUGGACAUCAAAAUGGAAUUUAUUUGCGAAUCAGAGCAGUUUACUGAAGGGCAUUUAGAAUCAUCACGAAAGGUUGCUGACGAAGAGGAAGAUUACAACUUUAAUGAACAUGAUGAUUUUUUAAAAAUGGAGUUUAUUUCCGAAUCCGAUCAGAUUCCUGAAGACCAUAUUGCCGGCGAAUAUGGUUUUGAAGACCAAUAUAAGAAAGAUAUAAACUUCAAUGAUGGAUUGACACAUGUAGAAGUGAGCUCUCUCGAUGAUAGUUUUGAAAGAAUUGGGAAUAUCAGUCCAAAAAAUGAACUGCUUGAUAACAUACUUCUAAACCAAGAUUCUGCUUACACACCUAAUGAAGAAUUGAUCAUAAAUGCUGAGGAGGAUGGCGAGCUCUCGUCUGUAAUGAAUGAUCAUAAUUACACAUCACAAGAAAAAGCAACUCAUGAGGAAAAUUUGCAUAAGAUUUUGGUCAGUCACAUUUUAAAUAAAGGAUCUACCACUAUGUCAGUAAAGAAUGUAAAUGACUUUGUAGAAAAAACAUUGGAAAGUAUAAAUACAUUUAGCACUGAUAGUGGAAAUCUACAAAAUGAUGCCAGUGAAGACCCAGGAGGCUCUGUAGGAUUGACCGAUAUUUUUUGUGAUGGAAAAUCAUCAAAAAAAGCUGUGUUUGAUGAUAAAUUAAAAAGUCUUUCCACCAAUCAUUUCCCAUCUGAAAAAGAAGCUACGGACAAGGCAAACACAUUGAGAGAGCUUCCAUCUGAUUAUGGUUUAUCCCAAACAGAUAAUUAUAAUAACACGAUUUGCGCCGAAGACGGAAGUUCUAUAGAUGGAGUGGUUCAAAAUAUCAGUAUAUCUUCUAUAGCUUCACCGAAAGAGGACUGUUCGGAACCUUUAGAACAUGCGAUGGGUGAAAUUUCUUCCCAGGAAUCGGAAGGCAUAAGUGAUUUGGUAAUACAAAAUUUGCAAUCAACUCCCCAAGAAAGCACUGGACAUAUGUCCGCAGAUGAAAUAGAAAAAGUAACGCAUAACGAUGUUCGCACCGAGCUUAGCGGUGGGGAUGUAUCAGAGGAGCAUUGUUCGGAUACAUUGGAAGUCAAAACGUGCAACGAAGCGAACGAAAAUAGUCACGAAAAGAUAGACGAUGAGCAAACGAGAUUACUGCUUCUGCAGGACGACCAAACCGUUUCAGAUGGACACACAAAAACGACGACAUCUAAUGAGGAACUGCUUAAAAUUGCCGAGGAAGACUUCGAAGAAGGCAAAGAAGAAAUUAAUACGACGGAGGAGUUCCUCGCCAACGAAACCAUUUCUAAUAAGAUCUCAGCUAGCGUCACUGAAUUGGAAAAAGUAGAAAGUAGCGCAUACGCCGAUAACAAAGAUUUUAAAACUUUGAAUUUGUCAUCUGUUCCUUCACCACAAGAGAAUUGUUCCGAGCCCAUGGAGCAUGCAACAUUUGAUGAAGCUUUCGAACUUAAUUGCAAGGAAAAAUCAACAGUAAUUAAACAUUUAGAAACACUUCUGUCAUUUGCGAAAUCCCUACAGAACGAUUGCGAGACAUUUACAUCCUCAACAACUUCUAUAGAAAACAAGCUAAAAAAAUAUUUGCAACAACAGUUUGAAAUUUUUAAGAAAAUCGUUCAAUCAUUUACAGCAUUUCGAUGUGAAGAAAAAUCCAUUCAGACUGACACAAGAUUAUCGAAACGCAAACUGAAAAAGUUAAAUCAAAAUAACAAACAAAUUCUGCUUGAUCCUAGUGACUCAAGCAGUUCAAGUGACUCGAGUAGUUCUGAAACAUCAAUAAAAUCUCAAAUCUUCCGGGGUAGAGCAAAAACAAGCGCAAACAAAGCACAAACGGAUUCGGCAACAAAGACAUUCAAUGGCAAUAAAAAUGAGAGUAUUGCUGGUGAAUACGACGAUGGAGUGGCAUUAGUUGAUUAUACACAAUCUGAAAUAUUUGAAACUGAGGCAUUUUGUGAAUCUUUCUCUAACAUAAGAAAACUAAAUAAAAGCGAUACUUUAAGUGAUGAUGAUAUUAGCGAGAGAGAUGUAGAGGACACAUGGGACUGCAAGAAGGGUAAGCCCAGUUGCCAUGUUGAACGCAAUGGGUCGCAGAAUGAGAGUGACAAAGAGAAUUCAAUGCACAAAAACUUCGACAGUAAUAAGAAUUCACAGGACGAUGGAGACAAAGAGAUUGAACGGCUAAUUAAUCUUAACGGUUUGAUCAAAAGACCUAAUUUGGGAACAGGACGGUCAGCGGAGUCAAACGAGAAAGCAAAAACUAAAAGCAGUAUUAAAAAUAAGGAUCUGGCAGACACUUACAUCGAUGAUGAUAUACAUCAAGAUAUUAUUUCUGAUGCGAGUAUAAGCGAAAGUGAAGAAGAGAUCAUUACAGAGACGCAGUUUCUGAAGCGUUGCAACGAAAACAUGAAGCAGCAAUUGCUGAGCGAUUCGAAUAGCGAAUUUUCUGAAUCUGAUGGUAGUGAUGAUAUAGAGGAAAUUUUAUCCAGCAAUGAAGGGAGUAGUUCACCUUUGGUAGAAAGAUUUCUGAAAAGAUUCAAUGCCAACGAAAGCGAUGAGGAAAUAGAGAAAUGUGAUAAGUUGAACACAAAAUCUUCGGCCGGGCAAGAGGCAGCUGAUUCUAAACGUAGUUCAAUGGAAAGAAAUAGUUCAAUAGAAAAGAUUAAAUCAAAUUCGUCAGAAAAUUCAGAUUGUGAAGUACUCGAUGACAUGAUGUCUUCAACAAAACACAGUAAACAAAAGUCUUUGGAGAAAAUGCUUUCAGUGGUUGAAAAACGAAAGAAAAUGAAUAGACUUUGUGACUCAAUAAGUCUUAGCUCGGAAAGCGAGUCCUCAGAUGUUGAGCCAGUAGAGGAAUCUAAAUCACGCAUCAAACCAAUGCUUCGGCCCGAACAGCUAGCAACUGUCACCCGUGAAGCACAACGAAACGAGACUGAACGUAUAAGACGCUUAGAGAGAAAGCAUAAAAUGCUAUCGAAAUUACUAAAAGAGCGACCCGAUAUGCAAGAAGAUUGCAAUUUAAUUUUAGAUUACAAUGAUGAAACUAAGACAUUUAUAAAAGUACAUCCGGAUAUUGUUAAACAUUUGAAGCAGCAUCAACGCGAUGGUGUAAAAUUUAUGUACGACUCUUGUUAUGGUGGUGUGGAGGCGCUUAAGAAAAGCUCUGGAUCUGGUUGUAUUUUAGCGCAUUGCAUGGGUCUUGGAAAAACACUACAGCUCAUUGCUCUUCUCCACACAGUUAUUUCUUAUAAGGAAUUAAAAACUUGUAAAGUUCUUGUGUUAUGCCCCAAAAGUACGGUCAUGAAUUGGGCGGAUGAAAUUGAACGUUGGCUGGGCCCACUAAAACCGAAAUAUUACACAUUUAAUGAUACUUCCGACAUCAACGAUAAAAUACAAAUCCUCAAGGAUUGGUCAUUGUCCACGGCAAAUGCAUCUGGAAUAUUGUUGAUAGGUUACGAAGCUUUUCGAACACUGGUGUUUUAUCAUUCGUACAAAAAUCGUAGUAUUGCACCGUCACGGUUGGAGAGCAUACGCAGUGAUGUUGACAAAUAUUUGCUUAGUCCAGGUGCUGACUUAGUUGUAUGCGAUGAAGGUCAUAUUAUUAAAAAUAGUAAAUCAGCUAUCAGCCUGGCGGUUACACAAAUAAAAACCCAAAAGCGUAUCGUUUUAACGGGCACACCAAUACAGAAUAAUUUGAAAGAGUACUAUAGCAUGGUGAACUUUAUAAAACCGCUCUUUUUGGGAACUGAAAAAGAAUUUGCAAACCUGUAUGCAAAUCCUAUUAAAAAUGGGCAACAUAAGGAUUCAAGUAAAAGAGAUAUACAAGUAAUGAAGCAAAGAUCGUUCGUUUUGCACAAGAAACUUUCUAAAUUCGUACAGAGGAAGGAAGCUGAGCUCCUCAAAACCUUCUUGCCACAAAAGUACGAGUACGUGUUAUUUAUUCCAAUGACCAAAGUUCAGACCAUUCUUUACGAAUACAUAUUAAAUAUAAUAUCCAAAAAAGAAGAUAGAGGAAAAGGAUUAAUAACAGAUUACACCUGUUUACGAAAAAUUUGGACACAUCCUAAAGUAUUGGAAGACGCUUGGAAAAAUGCAACAGCUCAAAAGCACAAAAAAGACCCGCGGAAAAACCCAGCCGUAAAUUCUGACGACGAUCAACCGGACGAUGUUUACGAUAGUCAAACUGGUGUAAUAUCUGUAACGAAUGACUGGUGGCGUAGCUUACUAGCAGAAAAAGACUUGGAGACUAUAUUACCUAGUAAUAAGCUACGUACAAUGUUCGAAAUACUACGAAUGUGUGAAGAAAAAGGGGAAAAAUGUCUAAUUUUCUCAGCCUUUGUAGCCGUAUUGAAUGUGGUCGAAUAUUUUUUCAAGAAGAUGAAUGAUAGGGAUCCCGAUACUCUAAACGAAUUAAAAAUGUCACAAGGAUAUCAAGUGAAAAACACUUGGAUACUUGGAAAGGACUACUAUCGCUUAGAUGGAAAAACGCCGAAAUUGAUUCGCCAUGCGAUGAUUGAACAAUUUAACUCGCUUUCCAAUAAGCGUGCACGUGUUUUUUUGAUAUCCUCAAGAGCUGGUGGACAGGGCAUUAAUUUAACCGGUGCUAAUAGAGUUAUCAUACUUGACACGUCAUGGAAUCCAUCUAAUGAUCAGCAAAAUAUUUUUCGAGUAUUCCGCCUGGGUCAAAAGAAAAAUUGCUACAUCUAUCGGUUGAUUGCUAUGGGCACUAUGGAAGAAAAAGUAUAUUCGAGAUCGGUAACUAAACAAGCUAUGAGCUUCAGAGUUGUCGAUGAACAACAAAUCGAUCGACAUUAUAGUAUGGCAGAACUAACUGAAUUAUAUAGCUUAGCAAUACCAGACUAUGAAAAUAGGCCUAUGCCCGAUUGUCCACAGGAUAGCAUUUUAGCCAGUUUAAUUUUAAAUUAUCCGCAGUUGGUAUAUAAAUAUCACGAACAUGAUAGUCUACUAGAAAACAAAGUAGAGCAAGAGCUGAGCGAGCAAGAGAAGCAGGAUGCUUGGGCUGCAUAUGAGCGAGAUCAACAAUUGAAUUCAGAAAUUCGUGAAAUGCCAAACCCGGAUGACUUACAAAACAAUGUUUCAGCUCCUAAAUUUCCAUCAUAUUUGGGUUCUUCUUUAUCUGCUUUCAAUCAAAUGUCAGCUCUUUUCAAUUACGGAAAUUACACUCCAGGUUCGCUAUCGUCCUACCUACCAUAUCUCUCUCAUUUGGGAAACUAUACCGCCUCCAAUCAACAAUAUUUAGAGAUGGGGAAAAGAAUUGCGGAGGGUGCAUUUGGUUUUCCUGAUAUAAGCACCUCGCUAAGUAGUGCGGCAUUCACUUCGCCGUUUGCGCAAAAUCCACCAAAAUCCGUUUCUACUAAUCCACGUAUUCCAGACUUGCCCAUGCAUAGCAAUGCAAUGCACCCAAACCCACUUAGCGCUUUGGGAGACUUGAGCAUGUAUGCAUUGAAUGCUGCCAACAAUCAUAUGCCCCACAAUAUGAAUCCAGUUACAUUGCCGCAACGACAACAUAGCUCACCCACAUACCCUGCAUCAACUCCUUCACCUGCAAAUAAUUUACCGGCAAAUUUCGACUAUCAAAUGUACGAGAACAGUUUAAAAAGUCUCGUCAAUUAUAGGCAUGACUUUUCUGGAAAUGGAAAUCCUUUGACGAAAUCGAAAGCCGGUACUGCGCCUAUGAAUCAAUUUAGGAACCCACUUUAUCCUCCCACCGCCAAUGCCAAUUUUGACAGAAAUGCGCUUUCCGCACUAAACAGUCCUUCGCCAAAAGCUGUGGAACAGCAGCAGCCACAAAAACAGCACCCUGAUAAAGCACCCGCAAAAGUAUCCUCAGACAUAUCAGUACCCACAAACGGAAGUACACGAAACGAUACUAACUCAAAUAAAAUCAAUUUUACUGUGAGCAAUUCUAGUGGAGCAAGAAGCUCCCCUCUGCCACAAGCUGGUUUAAAGCGUCCUUUGCCCACCGAUGUGGCAACGAAUUUAACCGAAGACCGGUUAACACCAAAUUCAAAAUCCACAAAAGAUGCUCAACAUAGCGGCAUGCCAAAUCUUCAAUCUUAUAAAAGCACAACCAGUAGCAGUAGCAUUUUUUCGAGCAAAAGUACUGGUGGAAAAACGGCAAGUGAUAAUAUUAGCGGUAACUCUGGAAUGCAAAUUAUACCCACCACCAGCCCACCUGGCUCAACGAGCGUCACAAAACAAUUCAGUGAAAUAUCACCAAGUAUUUCACUAACUGCUCUGAGUAACACAAAUACCAGUAGUAGUGUUAACAAGUCUACUUUUAAUCAGUCAAAGACUCAAUCAAAGAAUCCCUCCAAUAAUAAAAGUGCACCGAGUACUAAUUCGGGACCCGAAUCAAGUUCAUCAUCUUUUGCAGCAAGUAAAUUUUUCGAGAUGAGCAAAAAACCAGGAAAUCGUUACGUUUCUGCAAAACCAACACUUUCAGCGACAAAGGCAAAGUCGUCUUCAUCCUCAGAAUCGAUUUUGCGGUCAGCAACACCUACUCCCGCGCAAAAGGCUUCUUAUCAACAAAGCACCAGCGAUCUUGGAUCAAAAUUAUUGUCAUCAAUCACGACAAAAAGCAAGAAUAUUGUGCAUAAAAAGCCUCAAAAUCUCUCAAUGCAACACCCAAAAACUAUUACGCAGGCACGUCCGCCGUCAACAGUUACCACAGUAAAAGAUCAAAAUGGUACACCUAAACCUACUACAUCUAAAUUGGUAACACAAACACAAAAUGAUGCAAAAAAAGCUGCAAUAUCCGCAAUGGAAAAGAGACUAUCCCCCAUCAUUACAUCGCAAUCGUCAGGGGGUCAAACACAAAAAACACCCUCUGGUUCUAGCACGCUUAAAAUACAACCCAGUCAAAUGAAACAAUCUGCAUCUUCGUCAAAUGAUAACAUGUUAACAUACAUUCUAGAGACGUGUAUUAAUCAGAAAAAGCUUGCCAUUGGUGCUCCCACGAAAAGUGGUGGAGGAACGACUGUGACGAGAGUGCAAACGCAAGGAAAGAGGAAAAAUUCAGAUAAUUUAUCCAAAGAUAACGGUUCGAGUGAACCGAAACGUGCGAAAUAAACAAAAUAAAAAAUGUGCAACAUUAAUGAAAAUAACGUAUGUACAUUUACAUAUACAUUAGACUGCAUCACUCCCCAUACAAAAAAAAAGGGUACUGUUUUUCCGAUGGACUUGUAAAAUCUAUUACAUAAUAUAUGAGCAAGACGUCCACCAAAAUAUUUCGGAAAAAUAUUAAGAUUUAAGCGACCUGGACCGAUUUGAAAAUACCUCCAAA